Molecule: messenger RNA, 396 nt
Organism: Paramecium pentaurelia
Lineage: Eukaryota; Ciliophora; Oligohymenophorea; Peniculida; Parameciidae
Source: the annotation of a GenBank genome assembly
AUGUAAUUUUUGGAAGAAUAAAAAUAAAGGAGAAAUUAUAAGUUUAUUAAUGUUAUAACCCAUAGAAGGCUUUUCCUGAAAUAAAAAUUUAUCAUUUAAUCAUUUUAUCAUGGGAAAUCAAUUUAAUAGGUGUGGAAUAUAAUUUUUUAAUAUAUAUUAAAUUAGAUCCUAAUAAUAGGAUUUCUGUAAGCAAAUUUAAAAAUAAUUGGAAUAUUUUUGAAUAAAUAUGAAGUUAUGUUUUCUUGUCAAUAAAGGAUUUUAUUCAAGCUUUUAACAGGUAAACUUAAUCAGAGAUUGUCAGUAAAUAAUUUGAUAGUUAAAUUAAUACUGAUUUCUGAAAUCUAUUUUCAUCUAUGGAUAAAAGAGAAAUAUUCUAUGUUUAUUUAGAAUUGUUGA